Alternaria alternata is the source of this 2399-nucleotide messenger RNA. RefSeq names its product choline dehydrogenase-like protein. Gene Ontology annotation, molecular function: oxidoreductase activity, acting on CH-OH group of donors; flavin adenine dinucleotide binding. Gene Ontology annotation, biological process: secondary metabolite biosynthetic process. The transcript has 6 exons. Bases 434 to 2287 code for a protein of 617 amino acids. NCBI's taxonomy places the organism in Eukaryota, Fungi, Ascomycota, Dothideomycetes, Pleosporales, Pleosporaceae. The record is from RefSeq and is a predicted model, not a curated record.
UGGGCUGGGAAACUAUGACGACGUGAAGUCGCACAGACACAGACUAACACUCCAACAUGGCUCAGCCCUCACAACCGUUGGCUCCUCCUACCUGCCUUGUAUGUCCUGUAUAUCCACCUCCUUUCGCGAGCAAGAACGAUGCAUGGACACCGUUCACAACGUUUCUCCCCUCUAGCGCUCCAUGUGCAAGGACAGGCGAGCCAGGGGCCCGGUCCGCCAUAGUAGCAACGACCAAUGAAUUACAGCAAGCAAUCUAUUCCGUUCUUGCCAUAAUUGCGUGGGAAAACAGGGCCUACAGGUCGCUUGGAAGUAACUCCUGGAUCUUCAUGUAUGCACAUCCAAUACUUUAUGGCUAGGUUGAUUUUUGAUAAGAUCACUUGUCUGCUACUCCCCUCCAACAUGUUCAUCCUUCCUUACCUUCCAGCAUCUGAAAAUGCUGCUACUGACUGUCCUCGCCUUGUGUUGUGCGAUGAUCGUGCAGGCUCGCUCACAUCUUGGACGCACUGCCAAGGUCGUCGAUGCGAGGCAGUUCACCAAUGAGACGACCUAUGAUUUUGUCAUCGUCGGCGGUGGUAUUGCAGGGCUUACCGUUGCAGAUCGCUUGACGGAGAAUCCAGAUGUUACUGUACUGGUCAUCGAAUAUGGCCCUUUCGACUUGAAAGAGGACGGCGUCAUGAUCCCUGGCGCAUAUUUCCCAGUACCGUACCUCUGGCUACCAUUAAUGAGUACACCACAAACCGCGCUUAACAAUGCGUCAUUUGGUGUGCCAUGUGGUAGAGUUGUGGGUGGUGGGUCUGUAGUCAAUGCGAUGUUCUUCCAUCGAUCGGAUGCUGAGCUUUACAACGCGUGGGAGGAGCUGGGGGCGACGGGCUGGGGUUGGUUCGAUCUGCUUCCGUAUUUCAAGAAGAGUGAGACCUUUACAGCACCAGAUGCAGAAUAUGCGGGACGUCAUAACAUUACGUGGGACGUCGCCAUACAUGGCUCUGACGGCCCGGUGCAAGCCAGUCAUGCUCCGUACGACUACCCAGGAAGUGCCAAUAAGUACAAUGGAGCACUAAGUUUGGGUAUCCAGCCGACUUUGGAUCCCAACGGUGGGCGCGCCCAAGGCGUAUUCCGCCUUCUUCGCUCUAUCGAUCCUAAAAUACAGACGCGUUCUUCAGCUCGCAUCAACCGCUACGACAGGGAUGCUGUAAGACCGAACUAUCACAUCCUUCCGAAUACAGCAGUAUCGCGUGUCGUUUUCGAAAAUCUCACCGCUGUAGGUGUUGAUCAUAUUAGCACUUCCGAUGGUACGAGAGGUACUGUCCAAGCAAGCAGAGAAGUCAUUAUAGCUGCUGGAAGCGUACAUACACCACAGAUACUACAACUCUCUGGGAUUGGUGACCCAGUUCAUCUCAAGAAUCUUGGUAUCGAGCCGAUCUCCCAGCUCCCUGGCGUCGGUCGCAACCUGCAGGAUCAUCUAGUUCUGAAGGUGAAUUACAAUUACACGUCCAACCACGUUCCAAACGGUGGAUCCUUGCAGUCUAACGCUACAUAUGCCAUGGAGCAACGCGUUCUCUAUAACACGGGGAAGCCGAGCGCAUACGACCUUACUGGUACAACUGGCAAUCUAAUCAUUCAGCUGCCUCUUUCGAACUUCACAAACGCCUCCGUAUCAAUUAUGUCUAAAGCGGCUUCAAUAUCUCCUGCCGAUAUACUGGGCAAAGAUAUCGACCCAUCCAUACUCGCUGGUUACGAGAAACAGCGUGCCAUCAUAACCAAGGGCAUCAACACGGAGGCUGUGGGUGGCUUGUCAUGGAACACUGGACCAGAGACAAGUAUCUACAUGACGCGUCCUUUUAGCCGUGGAUCUAUCAAGAUAAAAUCUACUAAUGUCCUCGAUGCCCCACUCAUUGACUAUGGCGCAAUCACCGAUUCGACCGAUCUUGAUAUAUUGUAUGCCAUCUAUAUGAAAAACCGGGAACUUAUGGCCACACCUGAUCUUGCUAUCCUUGGUCCUAUCGAGACAGCACCCGCGCCAGGCAUUGAAAACGAGGACGACAUCAAAGAGAGUAUCAAAGCAGCAUUGGAGCCAAGUAACGCGCAUCAAUGUUGUACGGCCGCUAUGAUGGCAAGGAAAGACGGUGGUGUUGUCGACCCGCAAAACAGAGUCUAUGGAACACGCAGGAUUAGCGUAGUAGAUGCGAGCACGUGGCCUCUUGUCGCUGGUGGUGGGCCACAGGCUAGUGUAUAUGCUGGGGCAGAGAAGGCUGCAGAUUUGAUCAAAGAGCGUCACGGAUUACUCUGAUGUUCGUUUCUCGAUCUUGAUCACUGGUUUCGUAAGCCGACGCAUGGACAUUGGAGACGCCGUCGGAUUUUGCGGCGUUAUCGCACUUCACCAUCUUACAAGCGUCAAUCCC